AUGGUGGAGAAUGAUGGGUUCAUCCCCCUGCAACCUCAGCGAACGAAGUUCAAGUUCAAGGAGGGCGUUCAUCAAUUGGGCACGUCUCGAUCUGAAGCUGGUGCCAGUGUCUCCAUGGGAUGGAACCAGGCCAUUCUCGCCCAAGCACAAGGUUGGGGCGAGGUGACUCUCGGACUACGGCCGCACCACAGAAGGCCGCACCUGCAGGAACGACAGCCACCCAAGCAGGAGCUGCUGCCCGGUGAUGGACUCACUGCAACCCAGCGAGCGAAGUUUCGUCUCCAUGCCGCAGUUGCCCCUAAACCAGAGGAGGUCUCCGCAAAGGUUGCACCGAGGCUAUCCGUGGAGAUGCCCUUGCAGUUGAUGCCUUCCAGCACUUCCACACAGGGUAGACUGCACAAAAUCACAGCGGAUCCAUUGCGCAGAGUAGAGGAGUUUUGGAUCUCAUUACACAAUGACUUGAAGGAAGUGUGGUGCAAAGCUACGAACUACCCGAUACAAAUUGCCAAGACGGCCGUGUUUGCCGGAGAAGUCGGGCGCUGGCAUGCCAGAGAUGGCAAGCCACAUGGGCUUGGUGCGCUGCUGCUUCAAGACAUGCAACACUUGGGUUCUUUUCGUGGUGGCCGUGCAGACGGUGAAGGUAUGUGUUUCAGCAGCAACGGUUCUUUGUGGCAGGGCCGCUGGGUGAUGAACCUGCGCGUGGGCGAGUUCGUUUGCUUGGAUUCGCAGGGGAAGAUUUGGCUGGAAGAGUACGACAACAAAGGGAAGCGCCUUGCUCGCGAACUCCACGGUGCCGCAGACUGCAACGGUGCUGCCCUUCAGGCUGCGCGAUGCGGGCAGUGUGGCUGGCUCCAUCACCCGCAGUUCAAUCACGAAUUUGCCUGUCAGAGUGCUGCUACCCUUGGUGUGGGUCACAGUGAAUGUUUUGAGAGGCAGAUUUCUGCCAACAGUAAUCACAAGUUUGCUGCUCAUUCCACGCAUUGA
Symbiodinium necroappetens is the source of this 984-nucleotide messenger RNA. NCBI's taxonomy places the organism in Eukaryota, Dinophyceae, Suessiales, Symbiodiniaceae. The record is from the annotation of a GenBank genome assembly.